This is a messenger RNA of Notolabrus celidotus (New Zealand spotty), 912 nucleotides long. Its product is annotated as serine/threonine-protein kinase pim-1-like. Lineage: Eukaryota; Metazoa; Chordata; Actinopteri; Labriformes; Labridae. Gene Ontology annotation, molecular function: ATP binding; protein serine/threonine kinase activity. Gene Ontology annotation, biological process: regulation of mitotic cell cycle; negative regulation of apoptotic process; protein autophosphorylation. The record is from RefSeq and is a predicted model, not a curated record. Gene Ontology annotation, cellular component: cytoplasm.
AUGGUUAUAGGGAUCAAGAGGAAAGCAUCAGAGGGAGAUACUACACCUUGUAAAAGACAGAGGCAAGAGGACAGCCCAUCAUCCCCAACAACAAACAGUACCAUCACAAAUGGGGAAACAGAAAGACUGGAGUUUGAGGCUAAAUACAAAGAAACUAGCCCACUGGGUGAAGGAGGGUGUGGCUUUGUUUAUUCUGAUCUGAGAAGAGCAGAUCUGCCUGUGGGGAUUAAACAUAUCUCCAAGGACAAGGUAAUGUCCGAAGGAGUUAGUGUAAAAGGCAAGAUGCUCCCUUGCGAAGUGGCUGUGAUGAUGCGGAUCACAAAACGAGUAGUAGGGAAGUCUGCAUAUUCGCUCCUGGACUUUUAUGAUCUGGACCAAGAGCAUUUGGUCCUGGAGCGUCCAGACCCAUCAGUUGACCUCUUUAACUACAUGAAGGGCAGAGGAGGUGGGCUGCAGGAGGAGGAGGCGAAAGAUAUCAUGAGGCAGCUAGUCAAAGCAGCCCAAGAGCUUCAUCUGAUAAAGUUCCAUCGGGACAUCAAGCUGGAAAACAUCCUCUUGGAAACAGGAACUGAAGUCCCCCGAGUAAGGCUGAUUGACUUUGGCGUCAGCUGUGUCACUAGAAAGAACUCAUGUUAUGACAUUUUUCAUGGCGCCUCACAACACUGCCCACCUGAAUGGUACAGAACCUCGAUAUACAGAGCCGGGCCUACCACAGUGUGGCAGCUGGACGUGGCCCUUUUUGAGAUGCUGCAUGGGGGCGCAUUUGACACACUCCGCUUCAUCAACAACCUAAUGAACAUCAAGGAGUUGUCCCAAGGUUGCCAGGACAUUCUGCAUCUUUGUUUAAAUGAAGACCCUCAACAGCGCCCCUCUCUGGAGCAGCUUCUUCUACAUCCAUGGCUCCAACCAUAA